CUUUCCGCACGACCGGAAUGAUGAUAUCUGAACUCCACAUGUGUUGGAGCUGAAACUGGAAGUCCUACGUUUAUAUUUUAAAAUUAGAAAGAUCUUGUCCAGAUUAAAAAUAAUGUUCUGCAAGAGGGUUUUAAACUUUCCUGUGAACCAUUUGCUUAGCAGAGAUGACUCAUUCUCAGUUAUUUCCAUCCUUUUGAGUCUUAGAUCUCUAUUUUCAUAUGUUUAGUAAGAACUUUUUCAGAACAAAAAAUUUGAAAAGCUUAAGAACUUCAUCUAGUUCUUGAAAAUUGCUAAGAACACUAUCUUGAAUUAACUAAAAAUAUUAUGUCUCUUGAUACCCCCAGCAUUGUUUUUUUUUUUUUUGACUUGUCAGCUACCUUUUAUAGACUUCACUAAAGUAGUCCUGGGGAGUUUUCUUUACUAUUUCAUCCUAUUUGUUUUUGUAAAAAUAUCUCAGUUUCUAAGGCACUUUCCAAUGUCUAGAGAUGCAGCUCUUUGGACUGUGAAAAAUGAACGAGAAUAAAGGUAGAAGUCUUAUACUGCCAAUGACUUGUUCUCAAUUAGCCUUGAGGAAGGAACUAAUUAUAAACUCUAGAUCUUGGUGACUUUCGCUUAAUAGGACUACUUUUAUACUCUGUGUGACAGAGGACAGUUCAUCUAAAAUGUGUUAUUUAUCUAGCUGAGAAAGUACUCUGUGUACUUUGAAGCCUUGUAAUUUGAUAACUUGCUAAAAAAUUUAAUUUGGGGAAGCUUAUGUCCUUACCCUUGGAUAAGAGUUGCAAACAGUCUCAGGUGAUUGACACAUUGUAAAUUUCAUUAAUCUCGCCCUUUUUCUAGGGUUCAUUUUAAAUCUUGUUUUUCUCACAGCAAGUACUGUGAGAAAUGGCCAUUAGAACAAAGAAACAAAUUAGUUUUUAGAUGUUUAAAAUUGAUUAUUAAUUGGAUAACUCUUACCAUUUAUGUUAAAAAAUAUUAUUUUUCCUGUUUUAUUAUACCCAAGUAUUUACAAUGACUAUGUUUGGGAAAAUGUUUUUUGAAGUAGGCAAAUUCAAAUAUUAAGUGUGAUGAAUAUGAUUUUAACUCAGCAGUUGAAACUUACUUUAUAAAUGAUUUGCUGCAUUGAAAAUAUUUAAUUAAAAUAUUAGUUAUGUAAAAAUUACCAGUGGUCCAUUCAUAGUGAGACAUAUUUGGUAUGCCCUGAAUUAGAGGCAGACAGCCCUUCAUUCUGCUUUUGCUCUAAGGACUUGGUCACAGAGAAAUAGAGGAUCUUGGGAGGAAAUGGAUGGAGACUAGCAGGUGUUCGGAACUGCUUCGCUCACAUUUUGUAUCCUAGAAGCUCCCACCCACACUCAGUAGGCUAGGCGAUGGUAGCAGUGCUCCUCCUGCAAAUGUUCUCAGCUUAAGCCCUUCGUGUGUCCUAAUUAUCUCCUCCUAACUGCUGGGCCAUCUCUCCAGGGCCUCAUCACUCUUGAUAGCCUCUUCACAUUUGUUUCCAUCAAAAGUCACUUGCUCUCUGUUAGCCCGGUUCCCAUCCUCUUCCCAAGCUAUUCGUUCCUGCUCUAAUCCUGCCCUGUCAGCCCUCCCACUCAUUCUGCGAAGCCUCAGAUAACCAUUUGUAAUGUCUUCCAUGGCCUCAGUCUUGUCCUAGUUUCAUGGUGUAAUCUUUGGUUCUGCACCCAGGGCUUCUUUCUUACUAAGUAACAUCUGACAUAGCUCUUUUGUGACUUUCACCUCUUACACUGCCCACUGUGUCAACCUUUACCUGUCUUGCCUUUUAGUGCUUUGAAUAUAGAGUUCUUUACCUUUAAUUUGUUUGCUCUUUCUCUCUCAUCAAGCAAUAAUUUUCUUGCUUCUUGUAUGGCUAUCUCUAAUCAGUUUGGCUGGGGUUUUCUUACCUUAUUCUCUGUCAGUAUCUCCUGGUUAUUAUCUUCUCAGCAUCUUAUUUACAUGUGUAAUUGUAUAGUCACUUCUUCACUGAGUCUUCCUUUAAUUAUAUAAUGUACAUACUGUUUUGAAAUUAAGAUAUAGGAUGUCUCUUACACUGGAUUUCUUGAUUCCUUUUAGAAUUGUGAAAUGAUUUAUCUUUUGAUCAAUUAUAUCAUAGAUUUAAUAAAAUGCUGUAGCUUUUAAAGACAAGAUCUCACUCUGUAGCUCAGGAUAACUCAAUAGUUAACCCGGGCUGGCCUAGAACUCUCAGUGACCUUUCUCCUUCAGCCUUCUAAGGGCUUGAGAUUACUGGCAUGUAGUAGCAAAACAUGAUAUUUGAAAUGAUCUAGUUUUCCCAUUUGAUUUCAAGUUCCACAAGUUCGUUACUCACUGGAAAGUGCCCAUGCCUGCUAUAGUACAUUUCACCUAGUAGACACUGAACCUAAUGGAAAUGUUGGCCCAACCUCUACAGCUGCAUCAAUCAGUGUAUGAGUAUGAAUUGUUAAUAUGCCAAACAGUUGACUCAUUAUUUUGGGCGAUUGUUUUAUACUGAGGAGACCUUUAAAUUUAUGCUUUCUCAUUUAUGUAACUUGUUUCAUUAUAGGUACACAUAUGUUCUGGUUUAGGAGCACUCACCAUUUAUGAAAAUGCAUUCCAUAACUUUUGCCUGGUGUCAGCAAUUUCCUUUUAUUAGGGGGAGUAGGGAAGGUACCAAACAGCAGCAGGCUUUUAGACUUUAGGCAGGCGUGACUCUUGAACUUACUGUCUUAUUUCACUUCAUCCUCCAAGGCGUGCACUUACUUGGUGUGCCCACCUUUUAAGUGCAAGAACAACGGACAGGCAACAUGAGUGAUUGGAGUGCCUUACACCAGCUCCUAGAAAAGUUUCAACCUUAUUCCACAGCUGGAGGAAAGGUAUGGAUCAAGGUCCUUUUCAUUUUCCGCAUCCUGCUCCUGGGCACUGCUAUCGAGUCAGCCUGGAGUGAUGAGCAAUUUGAAUUCCAUUGCAACACUCAACAGCCUGGUUGUGAAAAUGUCUGCUAUGACCAAGCCUUCCCAAUCUCUCACGUGCGCCUCUGGGUCCUACAGGUCAUAUUCGUAUCUGUGCCUACACUCUUACACCUGGCACAUGUGUACUAUGUGAUUCGACAGAAUGAGAAGUUGAAGAAGCAAGAGGAGGAGGAACUUAAAGUUGCUCAUUUUAAUGGGGCCAGUGGGGAAAGGCGCUUGCAGAAAGAUACAGGAAAGCAUCUCAAGUGUGGCAGGAAAGAACAUGGUAACAGGAAAAUGAGAGGCACAUUGCUGCUAACCUACAUGGCCAGCAUCUUCUUCAAGUCUGUCUUCGAGGUGGUCUUCCUUCUGAUCCAGUGGUACCUUUAUGGAUUCACUCUGAGUGCCGUUUACAUCUGUGAACAGUCUCCUUGCCCACAUCGGGUGGACUGCUUCCUCUCUCGCCCCACAGAAAAAACCAUCUUCAUCCUCUUCAUGUUGGUGGUGUCAAUGGUGUCUUUUGUCUUGAAUAUCAUUGAGCUGUUCUAUGUCUUAUUUAAGGCUAUUAAGAAUCAUAUGGGAAAUAAGAAGGAGGAAGUUUACCGUAAUCCAGUUGAGCUACCAAAACCUUCCUGUGUCUCUUCGUCAGCUGUUCUCACCACCAUAUGUUCUAAUGAUCAGGUGGUCCCGGUGGGACUUUCUUCCCUCUAUAUUUAAAGAGAACAGAACCAUGUCAGUUACAGUGCAUAGUCUAAGGGGGAAGGGCAGGCAGGAAGUAUCCUUUCUGGCUUGUUCUGAGCCUUUUUUUCCCUCUGUGAUGAUAAACAGAAUUCUUAGAGGGUUUUAGGUAGACAGAAAAGCAAAGCAAGUGUACUGGACAUUAACAUUCUAGAACUAUCUAACAGAAGCAAUGACUGAGCUAACAGCAGCCUGAUAACCUAGACUUUGUGAUUUAUGCUUGAAAACAUUGUGGAAGUAAAUUA
This is a messenger RNA of Rattus rattus (black rat), 3898 nucleotides long. RefSeq names its product gap junction alpha-6 protein. Gene Ontology annotation, biological process: cell communication. NCBI's taxonomy places the organism in Eukaryota, Metazoa, Chordata, Mammalia, Rodentia, Muridae. The record is from RefSeq and is a predicted model, not a curated record. The transcript has a single exon. Gene Ontology annotation, cellular component: connexin complex. Bases 2772 to 3632 code for a protein of 286 amino acids.